This is a messenger RNA of Musca vetustissima, 1191 nucleotides long. RefSeq names its product protein rhomboid (gene rho-4). Gene Ontology annotation, molecular function: calcium ion binding; serine-type endopeptidase activity. The transcript has 4 exons. The record is from RefSeq and is a predicted model, not a curated record. The coding region runs from base 1 to 1188 and encodes 395 amino acids. Gene Ontology annotation, cellular component: membrane. NCBI's taxonomy places the organism in Eukaryota, Metazoa, Arthropoda, Insecta, Diptera, Muscidae.
AUGGCCACCCAACGUCAACAACAAGAUGUGGAGAAUGGCCUGUAUCCCCAAUUACGCCACAGUCGGCCACCGCCAACACGCCAGGACACAGUGGAUCUGGAAGAGAUUCCCUUACGCGAAAUGCCACCACAAGAACCCGAGGAUCGUCGCAGAGUCAGAGAUAUUUUUGAACGGCAUGAUGCCGAUGCUGAUGGCAAAAUUAGCAUACACGAAUUGAAGGGUCUAAUUGAAGCUGGUCUAUGCAGUGACAUUCCCCAACAUGUAGCUCAACAGAUUUUGAAAAUGUCCGAUAGCGAUAAUAAUGGCUAUUUGGAUUUUGAAGAAUUCUAUGUGAUGUCGAAGCGCCACAAAUGGAUGGUACGCAAUCUAUUGGCAUCAUAUUGUCGUAUGGUUGUACCACCACCAAAACCCCUGGAGGGCGAUGAAAUCGAUGGGGCUUAUGAAAAACAAAUGUCGAUAUGUCCGCCACCAUUGACUAUGGUGAUAUUUUCAUUGGUGGAGAUAAUAAUGUUUCUCGUCGAUGUUAUACAUUUUCAAGAUGAUCCAGACAACAAUCGACGCAUUGGCGAGAAUACAAAUGGUCCUGCCGCAACUCUGUUCAUUUAUAAUCCAUACAAACGUUAUGAAUCGUGGCGUUUUGUCACCUAUAUGUUUGUACAUGUCGGCCUAAUGCAUCUCUUUAUGAAUUUGAUUAUACAAAUUUUCUUGGGCGUGGCCUUGGAAUUGGUGCAUCAUUGGUGGCGUGUGGCCUUGGUAUACUUGGCUGGUGUGGUUGCCGGUUCCAUGGGUACAUCAUUGACAAGUCCAAGAAUUUUCUUAGCCGGAGCAUCGGGUGGGGUGUAUGCCUUGAUUACGGCCCAUAUUGCCACUAUUAUUAUGAAUUGGAAUGAAAUGGAAUAUGCCAUUGUCCAGCUAUUUGUUUUUCUUAUAUUCUGCCUUACCGAUUUGGGUACAUCGAUAUAUCGUCACAUUACCGAUCAGCAUGAUCAAAUUGGUUAUAUGGCGCAUUUGUCGGGUGCCAUUGCCGGGCUUCUGGUGGGCAUAGGUGUUCUACGAAAUUUGGAGGUACGCCGCUGGGAACGUAUUCUAUGGUGGAUUGCUGUUAUCUUCUUUUUUGCCUUAAUGAUGACCGGUACACUGAUACAUAUAUUUCUCCCGGACUAUUUUCCCCGACAAGAGUAUUUUUAAGUU